GGAGCCAAUGUGAGCGUGUGUGUGAGUGAGACUGAGAGUGAGCGAGUGUGUCUGCGCUGCAGUGUCUGCUUCUGCUGUUGGCUCAGUCUGAAGGACCAGUCUGCUACUAAGCGUGAGAGCGGCCAGAGACGCAGCAGUUGCCGAGCUCAGGAGAGAAGCUCCAAGCGCACUCAGCCAGACUCACACGCUGAUUUACCAUCCAGCCAUUCUGGUGACUGCGUGCGCGGCUUUGUCCAGUGAACGCACCUCUGUAGUGAGAAGCAACAGUAGAAGCAACACCUCUCUCCACGCUGCUUCUCAAUAAUACGAACUUGUGGUGAAGGCGCAGGCAUGGCACACUUCGGCGCACUGUGCUUGUACUUUCUGACGCUCCUUAUCCCUGCGGUGAGAAGCGGCAGCGGCGGCACCGCUGAAGACAUAGACGUGUUGGUGUUUUUGCCCCAAAACAACUCCUAUCUGUUUUCACGCGCCAGAGUCGCUCCGGCGAUCUUUUACGCACAGCGGGCUCUCGCUGCAGACGCCGGACCUUACUCCGGCUUCCACUUCAACAUCCACUUUGAGAACUCCGACUGUGUCAACGGGGCGGUGUUGAAGCUGGUGGACAGGUCGUGCGGCCACAAGCCAGACCUGAUCCUGGGGCCGGUGUGCGAGUACGAGGCGGCGCCGGUGGUCAGGCUGGCGUCUCACUGGAACAUCCCCGUCAUCUCGGCAGGUGCUCUGGCCCUCGGCUUCCACGCCAAAAAGGGAGAGUUCUCUCACCUGACGCGCAUCGCUCCGUCCUACGAGAAGAUGGCAGAGACCUUCGUGGCGAUGUUCGAGCACUUCGCCUGGGGGAGCGCGCUGCUGCUCUACGAAGACGACAAAGCGGAGCGCAACUGCUACUUUACCAUUGAGGGGGUCUUCAACCUGUUUGGCCACUUUAAUAUCAGGACCUACUCCUUUUCCGUGGAGGAGCACCUGGACACUGAGAGCAUCCUGGAGAGCAUGAACGACAUUGAAGUGGUCAUCAUGUGUUUGGGAGCCGACGGAAUACGAGAGGUCAUGCUGGCAGCACACAGACGGGGCCUGACCAAUGGCAGUUAUAUGUUCUUUAAUGUUGAACUCUUCAAUGCCUCGUCCUACGGAAACGGGACAUGGAAGAGAGGAGAUAAAUACGACAACGAUGCGAGACAGGCCUACGCUUCCCUGAACACAUUGACGCUGCUCAGGUCAAUCAAGCCCGAGUUUGAGAACUUCACUAUGGAAAUGAGACAGUCCAGUGAAAAACCAGAACUUAGCAACUGCAAGGACUGUGAAAGUGUCAACAUGUUUGUUGAGGGAUUCCAUGAUGCCAUGUUGCUGUAUGCCAUCGCUUUACAUGAGGCCAUGAAGAGUGGAUACAGUAAGAAGAACGGAACAGCGAUCACUUCUCGCAUGUGGAACAGGACAUUUGAAGGAAUUGCUGGCCAAGUGUCCAUAGAUAUAAAUGGAGACAGAAACGGAGAUUUCUCCCUGAUGUCCAUGACGGAUGUUGAGGCAGGAACCUAUGAAAUGGUGGCCAACUAUUAUGCUGAAAAUAAAUCUUUUGUGAAGCUGCCAGCCUUCAACGACGAACAUUUUACUUUGAAAGGAUCACCUAUAUCACAGCCAGAGAUGACAGACAAAUCAUGUGGGCUAGGAGUGUCAGCGCUGACCGGAGUCAUAGUGGGAGCUGUGCUGGGAACAGCUAUGCUUAUAGGAUUCUACUUUUUCAGAAAGAACUACAGGAUCACUGUCGAGCGUCGCUCCCGCAUUGAGGAGAGCAACACAGGGAAGCACCGUCAGCUCCGAGAAGACUCCAUCAGGUCGAACUUCUCAGCGGCGUAACCAGCGUUCUUGGCUAGCUCUGACUUAGCGGAGCAUCACACAUGUGAAUGUGACCAAAGACUGAGAUUUUAUGUGUUUGUAUCCUUCUGUGUUUUGACUUCUUGUAACUCAGGACAGUUGUAAAACAGUCACAAAGCACCACUUACUUUGGACUUGUAAGUUCCUCCAUACAAAGGUAUAUGAUUGUAAUGGUGUAUAGACAGCUUUGGCCAUAUGGAUCUUUGAAUAAGGAUGGUUGACAUGACUGUGAACGAUUCAGGACAGACAGUGUGUGUGGGUUUUUGUGUGUGUGUGUAUGUGUGUGUUUGUGUUAACAUGCACAACACGGAUGGUGAUGUCUACUGUACUUUUGCCUUUCAGGUUAAUGCACAGAGGCUUGAUGUUUAGGUGAGUGAUUGCAGAAAAAAAUGGCAGAGCAAAACUUGAUAUAGCUGGAGUUAACUGAUGAAAAUUGAUAUAGGCCAGAUCUAUAUCUACAUGUAUAGGCUAUAAGCUACUGAUAUUAAGCUACUGAUGUAAUGUUUUCACUUCACCUUGGUAAACUACCAGCAGCCUCCAUCAAACCCAGUUUAUUUUCUUCACAUCACUGCUGAUUCUUUUACCACUUGAGAUCAAGGCAGAAGCAGACAUUCUGUUUCUAUGUUAUUCUUUCAUAAAUACACAAUAAAACUGUGGUACUGCUCUCUGUAUAAUUUUAGAACUCCCUGUCUAUUAAUAAAUACAAAUGCUGGGUUUCCCUAUAAAUUUGGUAAACAGGAGAGUGAGCAAUUUUCAUGAAUUUCCAAACUUUCUAAAUCUGUUGACAAUGAAGCAUCUAAUGUGUUUCUGUGAUCUUGGUGGUUUCCCCGACUCACCUCACCAACAGAGGACAUUGAAGCUAAGACUAAAUGUUGAUUUCAUUUCCUGUAACUCUGGAUGUUGGUUGUAUUCCAGCUUUAACUCCACUUGUUGAGCAGAUUGUUGCUUAAAUUCCUUUUUUUAAUGAUAAAAGAUUUUUUAUGCCGAGUUUUUCUUUUUUUAAUAUAUAUUUAAUUUUAAUACAAUUUUCCCAUAAUGAACAAAUUGGUCUAGCCAAUUUUUGGUUCAUUCUGUUCUCAUUUUUAAAGUCAUUUUUCUCAAAGAAGUGAUUUAAUUAAUCAGCAGCCACAUUCCUUCAGUCUUUGUAUCCCUUUUUUUCUUUUUUUAUUACCUUUUUACCCCCUUUUUCUUGAAGCCCUCAGCAUCCCCAAUUUCAUUUUAUGAAGAAAGAAACUUUUUUUUAUGAAAUAUGGCUUGUGAUCUAGUAUGCAGGGGGCAAUGAAGGCCCAUGAAAACAGUUUAUGACUGGCUCCACAUUCUAAUCUUCUUCCUGCCCCAUUUCCCAUCCACGGUAAAUCCCAGUAGGUUACCCAGUCCCAGUGAGGCGUGUAGGAAGAUCAUCCAGUGUAAAAGCGCUUUAAUAUUAACUAAUUAUGUGAUUUAAUUAUUACCAUUAUAUUCAUUUUGAGAAAGUGGAGUAGAGACUUUUACCCAUGGAUAUUUAUGUGUGAUACAGUAUACUUUAUGAAAAGCAGAGACUGCAGAAAGGCCAUAAUUUUCCCUUGCUUCAUCAGUGAGGUUUAGAUUUGUAUAAAGGUCUCUGUCAGUGACAUUCUUGAGCAGAGUCUAAGGACAGGGGUUUUUUUUAGAAACAAAAUAAUGUCAGUGAACUUGUUAAAUAAACUCAGAACGUCUGCUGGGUCACUUUGUGUAGUGACAGUAAACAGACAGUAAUACACCAACAGCAGCAGUGUCAGUAAGGAGCACCACAUGCACUUCCUUUAUGUAACCAUCUGUAUAAUGUUACUAUAAUGACUUUUGUUAUCUGGUAAGGUAUAGUGACCUUAAUGUAUUUAAAUUAUUUCCUGUUAUUUAUAACACCAGUAUUUCAAAAACCUGUUUUCCUCUGGAUUUUCAAUUAAACGUCCUCCUAUUGGG
Cynoglossus semilaevis (tongue sole) is the source of this 3801-nucleotide messenger RNA. RefSeq names its product atrial natriuretic peptide receptor 3-like. Gene Ontology annotation, molecular function: peptide hormone binding; natriuretic peptide receptor activity. The transcript is spliced from 8 exons. Lineage: Eukaryota; Metazoa; Chordata; Actinopteri; Pleuronectiformes; Cynoglossidae. Bases 331 to 1845 code for a protein of 504 amino acids. Gene Ontology annotation, cellular component: membrane. Gene Ontology annotation, biological process: signal transduction. The record is from RefSeq and is a predicted model, not a curated record.